Molecule: messenger RNA, 699 nt
Organism: Wyeomyia smithii (pitcher-plant mosquito)
Lineage: Eukaryota; Metazoa; Arthropoda; Insecta; Diptera; Culicidae
Product: protein tonB2-like
Exons: 3
Coding region: 145-498 (117 amino acids)
Source: RefSeq, a predicted model, not a curated record
UGGUUCGGAUAUGUUCUGUCGGGUAAGAAAUAAAAUUUCUUCGGACAUCUGCUAUGUCUGAGUUGAAUAUAAAAAGAUUUAGGAUUCUGCGGCGCGUCUAGUGAAGUACAAUUUCUCGAUCGCGUCGUUCAAAACUCUUUCAUCAUGCUUAAGUUAUUUUUUCUUCUGCAGUUAAUGUGCCUGUUCGUGUUGUUCUCAACAAUUGCAUCCGCGCCCACUUUCUCUCUGAUCCAGAAAAAGAUGGAUUUGAUAUCAGGAUUAUUCAAUAAAUCACCACCGCAACAAUUGCUCGGUCCCCCCAUGAUGUACGGUCCACCGCCACCACCCCCGCCGCCAGUUUAUUACGCUGAACCAGUUUAUGGACCUCCGCCACCGCCGAUUGUUCACGAUGAAGCAGUGUUUGUACCCUCUUCUGGACCAGCCCCUGCCCCAGCUCCGAUUGAGAUGAAAUUCAUACCACGCGGCGUCGAAAUUGUCAAACGAAUUCAGUUUACUUGAAUUCCCAGCAGUACCAAAACGCAUCUAAAUAAUUUAUUAUAGGUAAUUAUAAAUAGGAGAAAUCUUGCCGAAUUCAUUUUCAAAUCCAGCGGAUUUUAUUAUUGUGAGUUAACAUUAUGUUGUUGAUUGGUUUUGACUGAAUUGAGUGUUUCAUAGAUUAUAAAACUAUAAGCAUGUAUGCAAGAUUCCAAAUAAAGUGCU